Zophobas morio is the source of this 4807-nucleotide messenger RNA. RefSeq names its product protein-L-histidine N-pros-methyltransferase. Lineage: Eukaryota; Metazoa; Arthropoda; Insecta; Coleoptera; Tenebrionidae. The transcript is spliced from 5 exons. The record is from RefSeq and is a predicted model, not a curated record. Gene Ontology annotation, molecular function: protein-L-histidine N-pros-methyltransferase activity. The coding region runs from base 229 to 1188 and encodes 319 amino acids.
CCAACCUGUUAUUAUUGUUUAUAACUGUCAAAAGUGAAAGCAAACACUCUCUAAAAACGUCCCAUCUCAACCAAAUUCCUGAACCUCGCACACAUUCACUAAAAAUUAACCCAACCUAACACCUCAUCACCCAACCAUACCCUUUCAGUGCGUGUUAUUGUGACCCGCGCGACCUAACCUCACUUCUGUCGGUACAAACUCAGCCGUCGUUGAUUUAAACGUCCAGCGAUGGUUGAAAAUGGCUUUUGCUACGCAACAACAAAGGAAAAUGACCCUAUUUUCCACACCAGUCAAAGUCAGCAGCCCACUCUGUCAUUCAGACCUCGGGGGAGCCUCGCCAGGGCUCUGUACGAAAAGCAGCAAACGGACCACUUUCUGAGCCAGUUUGACAAAAGUCAGUGGUACCACUGCGACCUCAGCAAACUCCCUCCAGACCUAUCGUCGAAAUUCGUCGAGCUGGGUCCCGACGACGACACCAUCAAAUUCCUUCAGCAAUCCGAGGAGAAAUCCGACUGGGUGUUGACUCAGAUUUGGCACUCCAUCGUCAAAGUCUUCCUCGGCUGGUUCAUGACUCAAACGUCCAUCAAUGGCUGGCUCCAAAGAGGCUCCAUGUUCGUCCUAUCUCUGCAACAGUUCCUCAAACUAAUGAAAGUCAACGAAAAAUGGCACAAAGGGUCCCUCCUCGAUCUCGGUGCCGGCGACGGCGAAGUCACCGCUCACCUUUCGGCCCUUUUCGACAAAACCUACGUCACCGAGGUUUCCACCACUAUGAGAAACCUCCUCCAGAACCGCGGCUACAAGCUACUAGAGAUAGACACAUGGCAGCGAAGCGGCCCUUUCGACGUCAUCUCCUGCCUAAACUUGAUAGACCGAUGUGACACCCCCAAUCAGCUCCUCAAACAAAUGAAAACUUCCCUCAAGCCAGACGGACUAGUACUCCUAGCGGUAGUCCUUCCAUUUUCAGCAUACGUGGAAGCCGGAUCGCGCGGCCACAAACCCACCGAGCUCCUUCCAAUACUGGGUUCCUGUUUCGAGGACCAAGUGAACAGUGUAGUGCACGAUGUGCUAACUCCCGCAGGAUUUAAAGUAGUAUCAUGGACUAGAGUUCCGUACUUGUGCGAAGGGGACCUUCAGCAGUCGUACUAUUGGUUGGAUGAUGUGGUUUUUAUUUUGAAAGCUGCUAAUUGAGAGUGUGAAUAAAAAUCUGUAUGGAGUGGGGAGAAGUUAUAUCUAGUCUUAGAUGGUGUUUUAUCUAAUGUGUAGAUAUUUCAGUGUAAUCGUAGUGAUUGAUGGUGCUAACAGUAUCAAAAAUACAGGGCGAUUGUGUGAAUUUUUUAUCAUGUGGGCGGGUUAUCUACGAGUUAAGAAAUUUAACGGUCGCACUGUGGUUUUACUAUUACUAAUAGAAUUUAACAUUUAUGUAUUUUAUUUGGAACAAACUAACAAUAGUUUAACUUGAGUGUGUAUACUGUUGGACAGAAAAUGGGCAUUGGGGGUUGGUUAAACUUGAAAUUGAAGAACACAUGACUUGUAAUGAAGCACGUCACAGAAGAAGAAAAAUAAGAAAGGGGCCAAAUGUAUCUUAGUCUCGUUAUACUGGGUAAAUUUUAAUUCUUUGACCACAAUGCCCAAGUUUUUGCCCAACGUUAAUUAUUAACAAAAAUGCAAAAGUAUAUUUUCUGAUAUUUAGGAUAAUAAUUAUUGUAAAUGGUUGAUCAUUAUAAAUUCGGAUUUUGUUUAUAAAGAGAAUUGUAACAAAGACUGGUAGGAAAGAUGCAUUGAUAUUGUUUCGCACUGUUUUUUGUUUUACAGUAGAUCCAAAAAUAAGGUACACAGGGUGUUUUGUCUAAGACUUAGCUUCCUUAUUUAUUUAUACCUCAUGAUUGAAAGUAGUCUUCUAGUGGGCCAUGAUUUUUUUUUUAAUAAUGAUGUUGGCAUUUCAGCUAUUUGACAAUUAUUUGACCGCAGCUGGUGUUGCCAACAUAUUUAAUAAAAAUCACUCUGACAGUAUUUUUUUAACAUUUGGUAUAUCUAGUAGGGACACAUAUUCUUAAUUAAAUAAUAUACGUUAUACAUCACAGAUUUUAGCAAUCUAUUUUUAAUAAAUAUGUCAAUUGGAAAAAGAGUUAACUCCUACGAGAAACAUCCUGUAUAUUUAGUCUUUUACUGCGCCUGCUAUAUAUAGGGUGUAUCAAAAAAGAAGAGAUAAUACCUAACCGUCAGUACGGUUUUGGACGUAAUGACACUCACAUUUGUUCUUAAUCAAAAACAACAUAUAUUAUAGGUUAUAAUCUAUAAUAUAAGGUAAAAUUUAAUUAAGUUUCAAAACCGACCUUCCAGUUAGUUGUUUUUCUUUCUGAAUAUAAGUCUAAAUAACUACUGUUUAAAACUGUGCGAUAAUCUCUCUAAUGGACUUAAUGGGAAAUAUUUCAGAUAUUACAAAUGUACAAUUGAUGUGGUUGUGAACAUGUAAGUAGAUGUAAUUUACUUCCACUUCUAGAGUGUAAAUUAUUGUAAUGAUAUAAGUAAUCAUUAUAUUUUUUAUUUUUUAACGUGUAUACUUAAUAUCCAAAAGAGAGACAUAUCAAACUAUUUUGCGUUUCAAUCAAAUUUAUGAUUGUGUAGUAAGCCGUUUCGAACCAAAUUUCCGCGCGCCAAACUUUUGGUAAGAAAAGGGAUAGAAAUGGAAAGAAACAAAAACCACUAAGAGGGAGGUGCGCAGAAGGGUGUGUUGGAGAAGGGUAAGUCGCGGCCAUAUUGACUUGGUCUUUCUUUCGAGUAAGACGUCAAGUUGGUGCUCUCUGCGUUUUCCAAGUGUCUGUGCGUUUUGUUUCCGUUUUCAGCGGUGAUUCCUUUCAACGGAGUUCCAUCCCCCUGACGAACCAGCGAACGUAAGAUUUCUCUGCUCGAUUUCGAACAGAGAGAGGCCUAUUUCGGUGGUGAACACGUGUUUGGUUUGGAGAUCCGAGAGGUAUGUUUUCCACGUGAUUCCGUGUGUGCUGGUGGAAGAAGCGGCGUUGCUUCUCGAUGGUGACGGAGUAGGUGAGACGCGGGAACCACACCUGUGAGCUUCGCGGGCGUCACAUACGCGAACGGACGCUACCAAAAAUGGCGGCACUUCCGGAUGACGCCAUGGCCGAUAAUUUUCGUACUAAUCUUUUCAACAUAAUUUCAAUCCGUUUUAGUAGGGCCUUUCAGGGAAUUACGUUAGCUAGGGCAGUUUUAUUUAGCGAAUGUUAUGCGGAAAGUUGGAUGGCAAUUUUCGAGGUAUUAUUUUGCGUUGCAUAAUUUCAGCACGUGUGAGUAAAGUAAAUUCAAACGUAAUCUGAACAAAUGCAUCUUUAACAAAAAUUAACGCUGAGAACGGCAUUAGAAAAUUAAUAAUAUUAGAGUCUGGGGGACGGGGGAUUUUUUUUCCUUUGUGUUAAUAACAUGGAUUAAUUAGGCACAUCAAUUUGGCUGACAUUAUAAGACCUAAGAUAUUUGAAUGGCUUUUCCUCGAUUUAUUAUCCGGUUGUUGUAAACUCGAAUGCUGGAAAAUUUCAUGUAGUUUUUCAAAUAUUCAGCCGUUCAAAAUAGAAAGAGAAAGUGGUAGGGUGCAGGUACGGGGUGUUGACCGGGGAAUUUCAAGGGCAACCUUUGUGAAUUUUUGUAUUAGUCAUUGGGGAUUUGUUGUUGACCGAAAACUGUUGAUGAAUUUGAAAAUGAAUGUUAUUGAAAGAAAGGUACAAUUCAAAUCGAAUGUGCACCUACGAUUACCUAUAUUUUAUUUAUUUUGCAUAUUUUAUGUGUCGCAUUUUUAUGUGUUGUUCUGUUUAUUUCGUAUGUGUUUUUAUUUAUGUGUCUUUUGUUUGGGGAUGUGUUGAAGGGAGGGGGGGUUUGUUUGUUUAAUUCGGUCAACAACGUAACUUUGCCCAGAUCAUUUUAAUGCAGUCGUAACUUCGUUGUUUAAUGUCAGAUAAAUAUUUCAUUAAAAUCAUUGCCAAAAUGUGAAUAAUUUAAUCUCUUUCAAAAAUUCUUGUUCUUUAAAGUUAUUGAUAAAAACAUGAAUAAUUUCUCACUUCAUUUUCUUUAUUGCAUAAGAUUGUUGAUCACACGUGCAUAAUUUAAUCUCAUUUCAAUUUCUUUGUUAUUUAAAACAAGUGUUGAUGGAGUGUGGCCAAUUAAAUUACGCUUAUUGCUUGUCUGAAAUCCAAAUACUCAUUCUGAUAACGCUAGUUAACUCGGGGGUCGUGUGGCGUGGACGCGGUGGCGUCGGCGUCUCCGUGCGAGUGUCUGCGGGUCUUGCUAGACUUCCGGCCCUAGCGGACUCGGAGUUUACACAGCUACUUGGACGCGGGAAACAGGAAGGUCAACCUAUGUCAGGUGGGUGCGUAAGACCACGCACGUGAAGUGGUGAGGUAGGACUAUGUGGACCUUCACGGGGAGUGUGGCCGUCGCCCUGCCCCCGCUGUGCGCCCCCCAUUUUGUUUGUAGAGGCCACACUGCCAUAAUAUCUGGAACGUUGCCAUCCAUUUACUUUCUGAGAGUUCCGCGACUUUUUAUUUUGCUUUUUUUUUGUUGUACUUGUAAGGUUGCUAAUAUUUAUUCUAUGUUCUCAGGUUCGAGUGAAAAUAAAGGUUUUUUUUUCUCUGAGGAAUAAAUUCUUUAAGCUCUUCUGGGGCCCUUGGCCAAGGUCUCUUGAGCUCUUAUUGGAUUUAUUUUUCAUAGUUUUUUUUUUCCAAAUAUAAGUUUUUUAAAUCCGUCACUCUUCCCGCUCCGCAGUGCGCCAAUUUGUAUGAACGAACGCCUCCCGCCAGUUUUCAAA